UUGUAGGAAUUGCAUUGGCAGUCCUUGCAUCACAAAAGGUUGUGCAACCUGCUGGAAAGCCUGCUGACUGGCAUCAAGAGUUACAGCCCCUUGUUGGGCUUGAAACUGUUCCAUAGUGUGAAUAGAUCUCUGACUUCUAUACAAUUGGCUCAGAUUUUUAAGAAGACACAGUUAUAUCGUACCAAAAAUUGAUAGACGGAAUAGCCAAAACCACAGUGUACGUCGAUCAUUUCUCCAAUCAAUAAUGGUGAGGCGGGUCACGUGACGAGACUAAUUUCCUAUCAAAUAACAUGAAAUUGUGUACAUUGCCUACAGACUUAUCACGGAAAAAGUGGGCUGGACAAAUUAGAACGCCAAAGAAUGACCUUUUGGUCAUGGGGUGCCAAUUCGUACGGCCAGCUUGCCCAGGGUGACUGUGACGACAGAUUAUUACCAAAGCCUGCUACCAAUGUUCCAGCAAAUAUCAAACUGAUACAUGGUGGAGGUGGCCACACUCUAGUUAUUGCUGGUAUUGGCAAGCUGUAUACAUGUGGAUCCAAUAACAAAGGUCAGUUGGGUUUGAACAGCACAGAUGACGUAUUUGUUCUGACACCAGUCACAGUAGGCAACGAUGAAAAUGUUACCAUAGCAACAGGAGGAUGGGACUUCUCUCUAGCAAUAACAGAAUCAUCUGAUUUGUACAGUUGGGGAUCAAACACAUUUGGGCAGUUGGGAGAUUCAAGUUUACCAAACAAGUGUUUAGUGCCAAGAAAGAUAUGCGAGGGACUGAAGUUUAUUCAAGUGGCAGCUGGUCUCAGACAUGUUGUAGCAUUAGCAGAAAAUGGUGAUGUGUAUUGUUGGGGGCAUUCAAAGAAAGGACAGUGUGCUGUUCCAGUAGAUGAGAAACCGCCAUUAAAAGUGACCUCACCUACUAAAGUAAUGUUUCCGGCUGGUAUUGGGAGAGUAGUGUCAGUGUCUGCUGGAUCGUACCACACUGUCGCUCUGACAGAUCAGGGUCAGGUGUUGGUAUGGGGAUGUAACAAGUAUGGUCAGUCUACACAAUCUUCAGAGGUCAAACCACAGGUCAACACACCAUAUAUGAUCAGUCAGAAAUUGUUUGGAGAUGAAAAGGUGAAGCUUAUUCAAUCUGGAUGGACACAUCUUAUUGCCCAGACAGAUUCAGGAGCAUUGUAUAGCUGGGGACGAGGUGACUAUGGUCAGUUAGGAAGGUCAAGGCCAGAGGGAACCACAUACAGUCAUGUACCAGCACCGAUUGAUACCUGUGUGAAAGUAUCAUCCUAUACAUGUGGAUCAGAACAUACCUUGUUUCUUGCAGAUGGCAAAGUGUAUGCUCUAGGCUGGAAUGAGCAUGGACUGUGUGCCACUGGUGAUGAGGUUAAUGUUCAGACUGUGACCCUGGUGGCAGCAUUAGAGAACCAAACUGUGAUAUAUAUAGCCUGUGGAGGUGGACAUUGUUUUGCUAUAACAAAAGAUAAUAAAGAAAUAGCUGUUUCCUAGCAUAUGGCCUGUUGGACUGAUAAUUACAAAGCAGUUCUUUCACAAGAUGCAAUGACAUUAUGACCAUUUUCACCAAAACCACAAAAUUUCAUCCCCACGACAAUGAUUUCACAGAAUUUGGAAAAAUUCUAUGAGAAAGCGGCGUCCAGGACCUGGAUGGUUUAUAUUCAUUUAUUUUCUGACCUUGUCCAGCCUUUGUCCUGAACGUUCUUGGUGACUUGCGCAUACCAAAGGACUGCGAGCGGAGGUCAUUGUCUUGACCAACAAAAUGAUAAUAAGUCUUGUUGAGGUGGACGUUAUUUAGCAAAGACAGAAUGAUAAUGCAGGGAUUAGUAUCAACUGAUCACCACAGGAGACGAGGCAAAUGCUUGAACAUACUGGCGACCAAAUGAUGGAAACCGUACUGCUGUUUGACAAUUUGCCUACCAGUGCAAGCAGAUUUACUUCCCUUUGAUGUAUACUGUAGUUUUAAUGCAGAACGUUCCAUCAUACUAUUUUGAUCUGAAAUGUAUUUAAAAAAUCAGGAAAAGUGUAUAGUCUUUGUAUUUUUAUCCUUUUCCUGGUUUGAUUUUAAUGAGAAAGUGUCAAUUUCAUAAUUGUUUAUUUAAUGAACUGACAGGUUUGAGUAAAAAUUGUUUUAAAAUGUUGUUUUUUGAAAUAAAAUGUUUACAAACAAUAUUAGUGACAUAUACAAAUACAUCUAUAAAAUUA
This is a messenger RNA of Mercenaria mercenaria, 2208 nucleotides long. RefSeq names its product secretion-regulating guanine nucleotide exchange factor-like. The transcript has 11 exons. The coding region runs from base 361 to 1497 and encodes 378 amino acids. The record is from RefSeq and is a predicted model, not a curated record. Lineage: Eukaryota; Metazoa; Mollusca; Bivalvia; Venerida; Veneridae.